Molecule: messenger RNA, 1248 nt
Organism: Aethina tumida (small hive beetle)
Lineage: Eukaryota; Metazoa; Arthropoda; Insecta; Coleoptera; Nitidulidae
Product: putative gustatory receptor 28b
Exons: 3
Coding region: 1-1248 (415 amino acids)
Biological process (GO): sensory perception of taste
Cellular component (GO): axon; membrane; neuronal cell body
Source: RefSeq, a predicted model, not a curated record
AUGCAGACCGACAUGAACACCGCUGACUCAACAAUUUGGAAGUUUGUGAUCGCCCCUGUUUUAAAGUUUUGCAAAAUAUUUGCCAUAACACCAUGGGAUUCAUCCAAAACCGUGGACACGUCAAGGCAAAACAAAUUAUACAAGUGCUAUGCGUUGUUUUUGAUCACGACGUUCCUGUUGAGCUUGGCCAGUGCCAUUUAUGGUGUGGUGGUUUAUUUCCCGACAACUUCCACGGGAAAAAUAAUGAAAAUCAUCGACAGCAUCCUAUUUUUCUCCAUCACGGCGGCAAAUCUAACGGCAAUAUCGGUUACGGUAUUCCUCAAGUCGGAUGUUAUCAAGGAUUACAUGUGCAAAGUUGUGGUGAUCGACGAUUUUCUACCGAUGAAAAGAUGCUCUCGCUUCUUCUGGAAGAUGAUGAUCGGGUUUUCGAUUAUUGUUGGCGUUACAGUUUGCCUGGACAGUGUCAUAUCCAUUUCAUCCGGUGGCUGGCACUAUUUUCGGUUUUACAUAUUCAGAGAGUACCAAUACGUCCACUAUUCCGUCAUGGUUUUCGCCUCGUUUUACUUCGCUUGCAUCAUAAGGUGUAAGCUAAUUUUAUUGAACAAAUUCUUAACGGACUCGGUCAUACUACAACUGACGGACGAGACCAAAACGGAAUUGUGGCCGGUGAUGGACCCGGAAUUGUCCGGAUUCAUGAAAAUCGAUCACAAGUUCCAUUGUCAGAUGUUGAAGAAUGUGGCAAAGUGGUACAACCUUAUCGCUGAUUUGGUUGAAGUUUACAACAGUAUUUUUGGGCAGUUAAUUUUUAUCGUCACCUUGUGCACCAUCACUUUAUUGUUGAACUACGUCGUCAUUUUGAUUGUCGGACAGUUCAAAUUGCAACUAAUCAUUUUGGUCGUGUUAUGGGUUGUUGUAGCAUUGGCCCAGACUAUCAUGUUAGCCAACGCUUGUGAUGGAGUAGCGAAAGAAGCUAAGAGAACCUCAGAAAUAUGCUACUUGUUACUGAACGAACUCCCAACAUUUCCAAAAGUGGAUAAAGAAAGAGUGAUCAAGGAAGAUUUACUGUUGAUUGCCCAACAAGCAGUUUGCAGAAGCCCUUGCAUUUCAGCUUCCGGCUUCUUCAUAGUAAAUCAUUCAAUUUUAGGAUUUAUACUUGCUAGUGUUACUUCUUAUAUGUUAAUAAUCAUUCAAUUAACUUUCAUUACAAAAAUUGAACCAAUUGAAGGAAAAAAACAACGAAAAUUAUAA